Phyllopteryx taeniolatus (common seadragon) is the source of this 3192-nucleotide messenger RNA. RefSeq names its product creatine kinase U-type, mitochondrial-like. Gene Ontology annotation, molecular function: creatine kinase activity. Bases 148 to 1395 code for a protein of 415 amino acids. Gene Ontology annotation, biological process: phosphocreatine biosynthetic process. Gene Ontology annotation, cellular component: mitochondrion. The transcript is spliced from 9 exons. The record is from RefSeq and is a predicted model, not a curated record. Lineage: Eukaryota; Metazoa; Chordata; Actinopteri; Syngnathiformes; Syngnathidae.
UGACGUCAUCACUCUGCUAUCCCCUCUCCCCGUUUUUCGUUCCUUCACAGGCUCUCUCUCCAUCAGCACCAUCGCUCAAAUCCACCUGCCUUCCUCUCCUUCCUCCUCCUCCCCGUUUACAACUCUUACAGAAAAUAAUUUCCAAAAAUGGCCAGCAGCUUCUCCAGGAUCCUGUCGUCCAAACGCAACAUCGGGAUCAUCUCGGUGGUCGGCGGCUCCCUGACGGCCGGAUUUCUGCUGCACCGGCAGCACGUCAGCGCCGGAGCCCCGGGGCGCAAGCUGUACCCCGCCAGUGCGGAGUACCCUGACCUGCGCAAACACAACAACUGCAUGGCCAGCCACCUGACGCCCGGCAUCUACGCCAAGCUGUGCGAUAAGGCCACGCCCAGCGGCUACACGCUGGACCAGGCCAUCCAGACAGGCGUGGACAACCCCGGGCACCCCUUCAUCAAGACGGUCGGCAUGGUGGCCGGAGACGAGGAGUCCUACGAGGUGUUUGCGGACCUGCUGGACCCCGUCAUAAAAGAGAGGCACAACGGCUACGAUCCCCAAACCAUGAAGCACCCCACCGAUCUGGACGCCAGCAAGCUCCAGUCGGGCCAUUUCGACGAGCGCUACGUGCUGUCGUCCCGGGUGAGGACGGGCCGCAGCAUCCGCGGGCUGAGCCUGCCCCCCGCCUGCACCCGGGCGGAGCGCAGGGAGGUGGAGCGCGUGGUGGUGGACGCCCUCGCCGGUCUCAAGGGCGAUCUGGCCGGGAGGUACUACAGCCUGACCCAGAUGACGGAUCAUGAGCAGCAGCAACUCAUCGACGACCACUUCCUGUUUGACAAGCCGGUGUCCCCCCUCCUGACGUGUGCGGGGAUGGCCCGCGACUGGCCCGACGCCCGCGGAAUUUGGCACAACAAUGACAAGACCUUCCUGAUUUGGGUCAAUGAGGAGGAUCACACCAGGGUCAUCUCCAUGGAGAAGGGAGGCAACAUGAAGCGAGUGUUUGAGAGGUUCUGCAGAGGCCUCAAGGAGGUGGAGCAUCUGAUCCAGGAGCGAGGCUGGGAGUUCAUGUGGAACGAGAGGCUGGGUUACAUCCUCACCUGCCCGUCCAACCUGGGCACUGGCCUGCGGGCGGGGGUCCACGUCAAACUGCCCCUGCUGAGCAAGGACCCUCGCUUCAGUAAGAUCCUGGACAAUCUGCGUCUGCAAAAGAGAGGGACGGGCGGCGUGGACACCGCUGCCGUGGGCGGAACCUUUGACAUCUCCAACCUGGACCGCCUGGGACAGUCCGAGGUCCAGCUGGUGCAGACGGUGGUGGACGGCGUCAACUACCUGGUGGAGUGCGAGAAGAGACUGGAGAAAGGCCAGGACAUCAAGGUGCCCGCGCCCAUCAAGCAGUCCAAGUAGACCACCUGACCCCCACCAAUCACACUUGCGCCCCUCUCCAUUCUCACCUCACCUCCUGGGCACACACAUGCACAAACACCCCAGCCAGUACCCAUAGAUAUAUCAGAAAUAUCUAUGUCAGUGUUGCAUUUAGUGCUCUUCAAUAGCUAAUAUACCACCCACCUCUCUUAUUAUAUAAGCAACAUAUUUAAUACUCCUGACAAGGGUUGCAAAGGGGUGGACAUUUUCUGGAAAGCGUCUGCAUAAUUUCCAUGGGAAGUUAAGAUGGGGAAUUUUGGGAAUAGUAAGCAGAAAUAUAAACAUUUGUUGUCAUAAGAAGACAUCCAUGAAAAAUAAUACAUUAAAAAAGUGUAAUACAAUAUACAACAAUAUACUUUAUUGACCAAUCAAUAAUUUCAUUGGAGAACAAAAAAACGAGUUAAGUAUAAAUUAUCCCCCUGAACCCAACCCAUUCAAAAAUGAUUAAAAAUACACCCCCAUAUCCAAAUACGCCAAAAAGUCCCAUUCAAAAUGCAAAUCAAGAAGCACCUUCCUUCAAGCCUCUUCAGCCUAGCCUCUGCGUUUUUGCGAAAUCUUUUCAGCAAAUGGGCCUCUUCAUAUUCAACUUGUUUUAGUCAGGAUUAUGCUAAAAUAUAUUUUCCUAUAUUUUAGUUCCCCAUUAGCUCAUUCACUGCCGGGCGUUUUCAAAGAAUAUUGUGACAAUAUAAGCACAGACCCUACCAAAAGAAAGAGUCGACUCUUCUUUCAAAAUGUUUGUUUCCACCUGUUUCUGUUCUUUCGUAACCAGCAGGAGAACAUUGAUUAGUUUCACCCAAAACACCAGUUUCUGACCAAACAAUGGAGAAAGCAAGUUUUUAGGGGGGAAAAACACGUCAAGUAGAACAGUAAUUUUGAUGCUGACUGACCGCAUGGCACAAGUUGACCAUCAGUAGCUUUUUUACAUGGCGUUCGUCAUUCACUCCAUGAAUCAUGAUCGCAACACACACGUUUUCCUACUUACCACGAGACAUACUCUGUUUGUAGCAAACAUAUACUUACACGAAUGUGACGUACCUAAACUUGUCCGACUUCCAACGUGGUGGCAUUUCUCUACCUCCUAAUCGACGUGAAACACUGAGAUUAAGCCCCUAUUCUUUGUGUUCUACUCAAAAGCUGUGCUGAUCUCAAAUCCAAAGCGAUGCCACGGCGCCAUCUACAGGAAUAUGUUAGUCAUUACAGUGGUUUACAAACUUGAAUUUCACAGACAAGCUGGCAAAGACGCUCUCCCACACCUGCCUAUUGAAAAACGUACUUGAAUAUAUACGUCGUCUGAUUCCAGUUAAUUAAUGUAAAUGUCCGCCGCAGUGAAUGUCUGAAGAGCCAACCUUCAAUUUUGUAAAUUUCUAUUUUAUUCCCGUUAAUUCCCAUGGAAAGUUUCCAACUUUGAAAGUUCCCGUCAUUUUGCAACCCUACUCCUGACACUCCAGAGCCACACAAAAUCUGUGGUGGGCUUCGGUGGGAUUCAUUGAAAUGUAAUGAUUGGAAACAAAAAGGUCCACAAGCUUCUCCCGCUGAAUCCAACCUGCUUUGCCUCUAAGCCCCCCCAAACCCGCAGCAUGCCACGUCCUCCCCCAUGUUAAUCAAAAGUCAUCACAUGGUGCUCAUGCUACUCAUCACUUGGAGUGGAUCUGAAUGUGACUCUUACAAAAUGUAAAGGCUGGUGUCUGUGCUGUAAGCCAUUGAAGCAAUAUCAUAGCAGCUCAUCUCUGAAUGUCACACUUGUGUCUUUUAUUAAACAAAUCAUCUAUUUAACAGAAA